CCCACUUCGCACCUUGACGUGGUGACGCAUAAUCUAUACUGUGGACCCCUAACAUCUGCUGAUGACGACUUGCUAUCGACGCAACACAAGCAGGUAUUGGUUUGGCGCGGUUUGCGCAUCUGUAACUUGAAGGAGGUCCAACCUGAAUGGUUCAACCCCGCAUAUGCAGCUGAGGUGCUACCGUACGAUAAGCUUCUGAGAAAGAGGUUGGUUGGAUCUGGGUGUGUGUUUGAACGCUGAUCUUUUCAGUCGUAUACCAGAUCCUCUCGAUACAACUCCAAACACCUUGUUCCACCUAUCGUGAUCUAUUUUACUACAUUUUUGGAGUAUCAAAAAACCCAAAUAUGGCUGCCGCCGUUGAAAGAUUCGACCGCUCCACCUUUCAGUCCGAGCUCUCUUCCCUCUGCCACUCGCUCGAUGCACCUUACUCAAAUAAAGUGACCGAGCAAAUCCUGGGAGCUUUCGACGAGUAUCUUGAUGAUUCAUAUGUCUGGCUACGCUGCACUAGCAAACCUGCGGAUGUGGUCAAUUUCCGCCUCGCAUUCCAUGGCAAACGGGUCGAUACUACAGCAAUCUUAGCUAAAGCCGGUUGGAUUGACUUCGAUGAUGACCUCGCGAAGAUAGUCAGAUCAUGGAGUGCGCAGGAAGACGCAGAGCAAUGGUGCGACUUUGACCCUAGUCGAGGAAUAGCAAAGAACUGGAUCUAUUUCCGUCGCCUGCAACCCAUCCAGGAGAUUUUGUGCAACCAUGGCCUGCCGGCCCCCGUGGCAACUCGUUUAUCGGACCUCCAAAACUCGGGUCUCGAACACGUGAACUUUGCGGCAGUAGACUAUGCUAACCGGAGUAUGAACGUCUACUUCUUGCUUCCGGGAGGCUUGACUGCGGAACGAGCCGCCAAAUACGUCUCUUUGGCUGGAUCGGCGCCUCUGUCGGAAGCAGAUAUCAAAGUCAUCAACGAUAAUACGCAUCCGAAGCAGACUUUUGGCGUCACGAUCAUUCCUGAAACAGGCCACAUACCCCGAGUAGCGUUCUACGCGCCAGUCGAGAAUGCCGAUACGUUUUUCACAUCCAAGAACGAGCGCAUGAGGAAGUUCUUCGCCGAGCACCCUUCGCGUGAUCCUCGGAAAAUACACAUCCUUUCUUGGUCAUACGGGGCUGGAGAUUCGAAGACAUACAUGAAAGGGGAAGCUAGCUAUGCCGGGUAUUCAGAAGAGCUCUCAAGAGAUAUGUUCCUUCGCUGGAUAGAGUAG
Messenger RNA from Periconia digitata, 1250 nucleotides. NCBI's taxonomy places the organism in Eukaryota, Fungi, Ascomycota, Dothideomycetes, Pleosporales, Periconiaceae. The record is from the annotation of a GenBank genome assembly.